AUGAUUCCCACAGUCAACACCAUCCUCAUCAUCGGUGCCACCUCGGGCAUCGGCGAAGCCUUUGCCCGCAAGUUCCAUGCGGCCGGCAAGAAAGUGAUCGUGACCGGUCGCCGCACCGCGCGGCUGCAGCAGCUGCAACAGGAGCUGGUCGGCCUGGAGACAGUGGAGUGGGACAUCCGCGAUAUUCAGGGUCUGCCCGCGAAAGUCGCCCGGAUUAUAACCGCGUAUCCCACCCUCGACACCGUCUUCAUCAACGCGGGCAUCCAGCGCUGCUUCAGCCUUUUGGAGGCGCCAACCACCAGCACAGUCACCGAGAAUCAGUCCCUCGCCGACGAGAUCCAAGUCAACCUGACAGCGCCAAUCCUCCUAGCCCGGGCCUUCCUACCGCAUCUCCUCGUCCGGGCCACAGCCAACCAGCCCGCGGCACUCCUGGUAACCAGCUCCUCGCUCGCGUUCCACCCACUGCCCUUCUAUCCGGUUUACUGCGCCACCAAGGCCGCUAUCCACGCGUUCCUAGUCACCCUGCGUGAGCAGCUGGGCUUUGCGCCAGCCAACAUCCAACAGGCGCUCAGCGUCGUCGAGGUCGUCCCGCCCUACACGGAUACCGAGCUGGAUGCCGCGUCGCGGGCGCACACGGUCGCCAUGCAGGGGGGUCCGGAGAAAGCGUUCGCGCCGAUGCCGUUAGGGGAGUAUAUCGAGGCGGCUUGGGCGAGACUGAAUGCCCCUGCUGAGGAUGGGAAGCUGCCGAAGGAGGUGGGAGUUGGGUUCGGGGAGAUGGGCGUCAGUGUGUGGCGUGAUUCAUUCGGGAAGAGUCUGGAGGGGAUGGGGUUUGAUGUUUGA
Aspergillus heteromorphus CBS 117.55 is the source of this 840-nucleotide messenger RNA. RefSeq names its product putative short chain dehydrogenase. The record is from RefSeq and is a predicted model, not a curated record. Gene Ontology annotation, cellular component: membrane. Gene Ontology annotation, molecular function: oxidoreductase activity. The transcript has a single exon. Bases 1 to 840 code for a protein of 279 amino acids. Lineage: Eukaryota; Fungi; Ascomycota; Eurotiomycetes; Eurotiales; Aspergillaceae.